AUGAACACCACACAGAUAAGAAUCAGUAAGAAAGAGGAGAUCCUUAAAGGUCUCCAGAGUGAGUUAGCCCACCUUGAAAACGAAUACGCUUCCAAAAGCGCGGAAAACGACGUAAAACUAGACGCAAACGCGCUUUCAGCACGUCAUAUAGCGAAUUUAAAAACUUAUAAUGAGCUCAGAGACACCGGUUUAAGGCUGGCACAAAUGAUAGCAGACGAAAAAGCGUGCAAGAUAAAAGAUGUCUUUGAAGAAAUGGGUUACGAGAUGUCGGACAACAUGUGA
Molecule: messenger RNA, 282 nt
Organism: Lachancea mirantina
Lineage: Eukaryota; Fungi; Ascomycota; Saccharomycetes; Saccharomycetales; Saccharomycetaceae
Source: the annotation of a GenBank genome assembly